AAACAGCUGAUGAUUGCGUCGGUUUUGUGAAUGGCAAAAAAUGUUUAUAACAUUUCACAACUAAGCGCGCGUAUAUUUUAUGAAUCUGGCAGCAAACAUUAUACAAUUUUGAAAGUCAUUUAUUGAAGCAAAAGACAGAUUGAUAUACUGUUUAUUUGUACAACAAAAAACUAAUAGAAAUGGAGCAAAAGCAACGCACGGCACAGAAGCAGGCAGACCUAGCCUCAGCCACCACAGCCGAUGUUUCGGAUGAAGAAGAGGAUGAUGGAGGACCACUGGACGUGCUUAAGCUGCAGGGCAGCAAUAUCAAUCCCAGAGAUAUUAAACUACUACAGCAGGCCAGUUUGCAUACAGUGGAAUCGGUGACAUAUGCGACACGUCGUCAGCUGCUAAAUAUCAAAGGUCUGGGCGAAUCCAAGGUGGAUCACAUUAUGAAGGAGGCGUCAAAACUUAUACCUUUAAGCUUUACCAGCGCACGCACCUUUCAUCAAAUGCGUUCCGAAGUUGUGAUGCUCACAACGGGCUCCAAAGAGCUGGAUAAACUGCUUGGCGGUGGCAUUGAGACGGGCUCUAUUACGGAAAUCUUUGGUGAAUUUCGUUGUGGCAAGACCCAGAUUUGUCAUACGCUAGCCGUAACCUGUCAGCUGCCUAUCAGCCAGAACGGGGGCGAAGGCAAAGCCUUGUACAUCGAUACCGAAGGCACAUUCCGGCCGGAACGCUUGUCGGCAAUUGCGCAGCGAUACAAUAUGGAUGAGGCAGCUGUCUUGGAUAAUGUGGCCUGUGCACGGGCUCACAAUACGGAUCAGCAGACGCAACUGGUUCAAAUGGCAGCAGGCAUGAUGUUUGAAUCGAGAUACGCCCUUAUCAUCGUGGACAGUGCAAUGGCGCUAUAUCGCUCCGAGUAUAUUGGACGCGGAGAAUUGGCUGCACGUCAAAAUCAUUUGGGUUUAUUUUUGCGCAUGCUGCAGCGCUUGGCCGAUGAAUUUGGCGUUGCGGUCGUCAUAACGAAUCAAGUGACAGCUCAAGUGGAUGGCGGGGCAUCAAUGUUUGUGGCCGAUGCAAAGAAACCAAUUGGUGGUCAUAUCAUGGCGCAUGCGUCGACGACGCGUCUAUAUCUGCGCAAGGGCAAGGGCGAUACGCGCAUCUGCAAGAUCUAUGAUUCGCCCUGUUUGCCUGAAUCGGAGGCCAUGUUUGCCAUAUUACCCGAGGGAAUUGGAGAUGUUAAGGAGAAAGAUUGAUAGUGCUUAAUAAAUGAUUUUUUGGUAUGCAUUUAUGAAG
Messenger RNA from Drosophila arizonae, 1278 nucleotides. It is a transcript of the gene spn-A, whose product is annotated as RAD51 recombinase homolog spn-A. The record is from RefSeq and is a predicted model, not a curated record. Gene Ontology annotation, molecular function: single-stranded DNA binding; DNA strand exchange activity; ATP hydrolysis activity. Gene Ontology annotation, cellular component: condensed nuclear chromosome. Gene Ontology annotation, biological process: DNA recombinase assembly; double-strand break repair via homologous recombination; mitotic recombination. Lineage: Eukaryota; Metazoa; Arthropoda; Insecta; Diptera; Drosophilidae.